Messenger RNA from Eptesicus fuscus (big brown bat), 1293 nucleotides. RefSeq names its product zinc finger protein 665-like. Gene Ontology annotation, molecular function: DNA-binding transcription repressor activity, RNA polymerase II-specific. The record is from RefSeq and is a predicted model, not a curated record. Gene Ontology annotation, biological process: negative regulation of transcription by RNA polymerase II. NCBI's taxonomy places the organism in Eukaryota, Metazoa, Chordata, Mammalia, Chiroptera, Vespertilionidae.
AUGUGGGCAAAACUUGAAAAACUCAAGGAAAAUGGAAAAGGCUUAAGUCAGUCCUCAAAAGAUACUCAACAUCAUAGAAAUAAUUCAGAACAAAAGCCUUAUAAGUGUUCAGAAUGUGGCAAAGCCUUCACCUGGCCCUCAUCCCUUAUUCUUCAUCAGAGAAUUCACACUGGAGAGAAACCUUACAAAUGUAAAGAAUGUGGCAAAGCCUUUAGCCAGUCCUCUUACCUUAAUCGUCAUCAGAUUAUUCAUACUGGAGAGAAGCCUUAUAAAUGUACAGAAUGUGGCAAAGCGUUCAGUGACUCAGCAACACUUAGUCAUCAUCAGAGAGUUCAUACUGGAGAGAAGCCGUAUAAAUGUAGAGAAUGUGGCAAAGCCUUUAGUAGACACUCAACCCUUACUCUUCAUCAGAGAAUUCACACUGGAGAGAAACCUUACAAAUGUAGAGAAUGUGGCAAAGCUUUUUGCCAGCCCUCCUCCCUUAGUCAUCAUCAGAGUAUUCAUACUGGAGAGAAGCCUUAUAAAUGUACAGAAUGUGGCAAAGCGUUUAGGGAGUCUGCAACCCUUAAUCAACAUCAGAGAGUUCAUACUGGAGAGAAGCCAUAUAAAUGUAGAGAAUGUGACAGAGCCUUUAGCCGACCCUCAAAACUUAGUAUACAUCAUAGAAUUCACACUGGAGAGAAACCUUACAAAUGUAGAGACUGUGGCAAGAAUUUAAGCAGCUCCUCAAACCUUACUUCUCAUCAGAGAAUUCACACUGGAGAGAAGCCUCAUAAAUGUGGAGUAUGUGGGAAAGCCUUUAUCAGCCAUGGAUAUCUUACUAAACAUAAUCGUAUUCAUACUGGAGAGAAGCCAUACAAAUGUGGAGAAUGUGGCAAAGCUUUCAGCCAGUCCUCAUCCCUUACUAAUCAUCAGAGAGUUCAUACCGGAGAGAAGCCUUAUCAAUGUAGAGAAUGUGGCAAAGCAUUUAGCCAGUCCUCAUCCCUUACUUAUCAUCAGAGAGUUCACACUGGAGAGAAACCUUAUAAAUGUAGAGAAUGUGGCAAAGCCUUCCGUGUUAUAUCAUUACUUACUUAUCAUCAGAGAGUUCACACUGGAGAGAAACCUUAUAAAUGUAAAGAAUGUGGCAAAGCCUUUAGCCAGGCCUCAUCCCUUACUUCUCAUCAGAGAGUUCACACUGGACAGAAACCUUAUAUAUGUAGAGAAUGUGGCAAAACUUUUUGCACCUCCCAGACCUUACUAAACAUCAGAGAGCUGCCAUUCUUUUUGCAGUGCUAUGACCACAGCAUGUAA